AUGCGAACAGUCUCCCAAAACGAAGUCCUCCAGCGCCGCAUCCGCCGCCUAAUGCAAUCCCAACACGACCACGAGAAGCAAUGGUGGCAGGGACGCGAGGCACUAUGCAAGAAGCAGAAGGCAAGGGGGGAGAAGAAGAAGGAGUUGGAUGAGGUGCUACGAUCUGUUGGGGCGCCGGUUGAUUCUUCCAAGGGGGUAUCUACAGCCGAAGAAGACCAGACAGAACUAAACACCUACGACGCAAAGAUCUAUGCCGCAUCCAACCAAAUGGCACAAGCUCUCACACUCGAGCUACGAGGACUGGGGAUACCCUUCUUCAGUAUAAAGCGGGAUCUGGUCACUGACGACCAUAAGAAUAAUGAUGAUCAUGAUAAACAGCACAAAGAUAAGCUGCCUCGAGAUGAACUCUCGGCUCUCCAGCUAAGGAUGCUGGAAUUGUUGCAGGAUCUUUGCAAGGAAUAA
This is a messenger RNA of Aspergillus glaucus CBS 516.65, 462 nucleotides long. RefSeq lists its product as uncharacterized. The coding region runs from base 1 to 462 and encodes 153 amino acids. The transcript is spliced from 3 exons. Lineage: Eukaryota; Fungi; Ascomycota; Eurotiomycetes; Eurotiales; Aspergillaceae. The record is from RefSeq and is a predicted model, not a curated record.